Messenger RNA from Nerophis lumbriciformis (worm pipefish), 1233 nucleotides. NCBI's taxonomy places the organism in Eukaryota, Metazoa, Chordata, Actinopteri, Syngnathiformes, Syngnathidae. The record is from RefSeq and is a predicted model, not a curated record.
AUGAGCGUGUUCAAAUUCUCCAAAGUGGACUGUUUCCUCACUUAUGUGGGCUUGACAGUCCUCAUUUUGGACAUCGGUUUGGACAUAUACACCGCCUGGUCUUUCUACCAGGAGGAGGACUACGUUUAUCUCGGCAUUCUGAUUGCGUUGCUCGUGGGUUCCUCGAUGCUCUGUCAAGUCUACAGUUGGCUCUGGUAUUCGUAUGAUAAAAAUGGGUCGAUGGUGACGAAAGUUCAGGAGGCUGUGAGUCCGGGACUGCUUAAAGUUGUGCACUUUUUACAGCUGGGAGUCUAUUUCAGGCACGCCACCGUGGUGGACAUCACGACUUGUAGCUGCAUUACCAAAAGCCCCAUUCGAGAAGACCUUGCAGUCUACGCCAUUCACGACCUCAGCCUACUUCGCCUGUUUGAGGCUUUUUCCGAGAGUGCCCCGCAAAUGGUCCUCUUGCUCACCAGCAUGCUGCGGAGAGGCCAAACGGAUUAUCUGACAGCGUUGAAGGCGUUGGCCUCGGCGUCCGCCAUCGCCCUGACGGUGACCACCUACCACCGAUGCCUUCGCUCCUUCCUGCCCGAAAAAGCAAAGCAAAGCGUGUUCUCAUCGUGCGUUUACUUCAUUUGGAACCUUCUCCUCAUCUUCUCCCGCUUGUCCGCCAUCGCCGUGUUUGCCUCCGUUCAGCCCUGCUUCAUCUUCCCUCAUUUCAUUUGCUACUGGAUGCUCUUCUUCUUCUGCGCCUGGCGCUGCAAGAGCACCUUGAUGGACAGCUCGGCCGGGGAAUGGUUUUACCGGGCCACGGCGGCCUUCAUUUGGUAUUUCACUUGGUUCAACAUUGUGGAAGGAAAGACUCGAUACAACACGUUGUGCUAUCACAGCUUGAUGCUUCUCGAUACUGGAAUGUUAUGCGGCUUGUGGUUCUGGAGAACCAACACGCAAACUGCUCUCAUCGUUCUCCUAAGCAUCAUUCUAUUCUAUAUUGCCGGCCUGAUACUAAAAAUCACAUACUACAAGUUCUUCCAUCCGAACCUCGACAAACAUGAGUUGAGAGCAGCAGAGGAGAUGGUCUCCGUGUCGAGCGAAAAUUCGGACGACGUCGCGGAACGAAGGUUUUUGAACGAAGAUGUGGUGGACGGCAUCGUCGCACGAGACGAUGGGAGCCGUUCCGAUGGGAAAAUGAGGAAGCGAACAGAAAAUUACAAUAAAAGAAUGAGGAAGCUAGCGGAAAAUUUCUACUCGUGA